AUGGAUGAAAAGUCAAUUCAGAGAGCAAUACUUGUGACGCAAAAUACACUGACACCCUUCGCUCGAGAUGCAAUUAAGGAAGCUGCCCCGAGACACAUCAUAGAAAAUUUUUUGGACACCGAAUUGUUGGUUAACAUAACGAAGCACGAGCUCGUUCCAAGGCACAUCCCCCUUACGAGUGACGAAAAAAGGAACCUCCUACAAAGAUAUAAGAUUAAAGAAAACAAGUUGCCUAGAAUUCAAGACGUGGAUCCUGUCUGUCGAUACUUCGGCCUCGCAAAAGGACAGGUUGUUAAAAUAAUCAGGCCCAGUGAAACAGCUGGUAGGUACGUGACCUACAGGCUUGUGGUUUGA
Plasmodium inui San Antonio 1 is the source of this 354-nucleotide messenger RNA. RefSeq names its product DNA-directed RNA polymerase I, II, and III subunit RPABC1. Bases 1 to 354 code for a protein of 117 amino acids. Lineage: Eukaryota; Apicomplexa; Aconoidasida; Haemosporida; Plasmodiidae. Gene Ontology annotation, biological process: DNA-templated transcription. Gene Ontology annotation, cellular component: RNA polymerase III complex; RNA polymerase I complex; RNA polymerase II, core complex. Gene Ontology annotation, molecular function: DNA-directed RNA polymerase activity; DNA binding. The transcript has 5 exons. The record is from RefSeq and is a predicted model, not a curated record.